Messenger RNA from Psylliodes chrysocephalus, 1314 nucleotides. NCBI's taxonomy places the organism in Eukaryota, Metazoa, Arthropoda, Insecta, Coleoptera, Chrysomelidae. The record is from the annotation of a GenBank genome assembly.
UAUUUUGUUCAAUAUAUUAUUAUACCUUUGCGCCGUUGACUCUUCUAUAAAAAAAAAUAUGAAAUUUCAUAUUCUUACCUUAAACAGAAGAGCACCUCGUCUAGGAGUUUUAAAAGAUGUCGAGGACAGACCUAAUGUGCAAAUAGAGACUCCAGUGGCGCUUUUACACACCCAAGGGGGUCAUAUACCGCACGUUACACACGAAGUGUUUAAAUUGGUGAGUAAUGAACCCCAAAUAUUACAAAUAUCUUUGGUUAGUAUGCACUGUUUUCAAGAAACGAUGGAGUAUUAUCACGGGGGUAUUUCAGAGUUUAUAGGUAGCAAAGACAGUUUAACUUGUCUCACAUUACAUGAUCCCAGUAAUAUUACAAAACAAGGACACCACGUUAAAGACAAAAUCCCUAUUUGGACCAAGCAUGGGAAGGUAUUAUAUAAUUCGGAAAUGUACAUGAACAUUGUAGAGCAUUUUAAACCUGACAUGUACUAUUUGUUAUCUGAUGGUGACACGAAUAAAACUAGUCCACAAAAACGUAUAUCGAAAGCUGUAGAAAACACGAUAAGUUUUAGCAAGCAGUGCCUUGAAAGACACAAAAAAUCGCAAUUAUUGAAAAACAAAUUCGUUAUGGCCCCCAUAGCGGGGGGAUAUUGUGUUAAAGCUAGAGAUAAAUGCAUCGAAGCUCUUUUGAAAGAAGGGGAUGUCUUCAGUGGUUUUUUGAUAGAUGGGUUACACAAUAACGGCCCUGAAGUUGAAUUUUUACCUUUUGCAGAAGUUAAAGGUGUGGUCAACUAUGUGGUAAAAAAGCUACCAGAUGAAAAAUUGAUUUCAGUACAGGGAUGUUGGAACCCCCUAAAUGUCAUAAAACUGGUGCAACUGGGCAUCGAUGUGUUCGACACAUCAUACUGUCGCAUUUUAACUGAACGUUCCUCAGCAUUGACUUUCAAUAUCGAAGAAAACGAAGAUGAAGAAAACUACGAAAUCAAUUUGAGGGAUUCAAAGUUUUCGGAAGAUUUCAAUCCCAUUUUCGAUGUGUGCAAAUGCCUGGCUUGCACUAAGUACUCCAAGGCAUACAUACAUCAUUUGUUGACUGUACAAGAGUUGCUUGCACCCGUUUUGAUUAUGAUUCACAAUAUUCAUCAUUAUUUAAGGUUUUUUAAGAAAAUUCGCGAGUGCAUUGGUAACAAUACGCUGGAGAGGCUGGAGGAACAAAUUUCGAAUCAGUACAAGAAACACCACGAUAAGAUACUCAAUAAAAACGAGGACGAGUACAGGAACGGCUUUUCUAGCGGCAACGAGAGCGAAGAAUUGUUGUGAGA